Dimorphilus gyrociliatus is the source of this 1162-nucleotide messenger RNA. NCBI's taxonomy places the organism in Eukaryota, Metazoa, Annelida, Polychaeta, Dinophilidae. The record is from the annotation of a GenBank genome assembly.
AUUCUUGCCGGUGACGUUCAAGAGAGUACUUAAAGUUAAAUGAUAAGGGCGUCUACGAUUGAGGAAAUUAGGGAUAUUACCCCAAUGCCAAAGAAUGCCUUCGGAACAAUCAUUAGAAGAAUUGAAAAGCGCGUUGACAGACCGGAUAGUAAAUAUUUCUUAAGUAGAAGGAAAUUACCCCCUCCGGUUGCCUCCCAAACAGAAAAAGAAAGAAACGCUUGCCUAAGAAACAAAAAGGAGGAUGCUAAACUCUUCAAAGAAAUUGAUCAAAUUAACUCCGAGGCCAACCUUUCCAUCGGCUAUAUGAAUAGGUGGGAAAGAGUGAUGAGAGUUAAGAGUGCCGGUAUUCAAGAAAGAGCCAAGAAACUCAACUCUAACGAGUCAAAUGAAGAAGUUAAAAGUAGACCCAAAACAGCAAUUUCCUCAACUCUAUACAGGGAUAGAGCUUCAACUUUUCAAGAUAUAGGACUAACGCCUGUUCAGGCCGUUCAAGAAGAACAUAAAGUUAGAAACGCAUGGACUAUUUUUACUCCAAAGUAUUAUGAUAUCUUCUAUAAACCUCCUGCUUACAACGAUACUCCAGACAUAGUUAGAAAUGAUCAAUUUUCCUAUGCCGAAUCUGAAAAUUGCCUUAGUGAAUUUUCUUUCGAUGAUAAUAGUUGUGAAGAUGCAAAAAGUCUUCCAAUAUGGUCAAGGGAUGAGACGCCUCAUAAAAAGUAUAUUGAAGUACCAAAAUAUCUUCCCCGAAAGCCAAGUUGGGAUAAAAGAAAAAGUUAUUUCGACUCUUCGCAUGCUGAAAAAGAUCUUAAGAAACAAAUUCAGCAGGAAAGGAAAUUACGUAAGAAGCAAUCUGAUCUUACUGUAAUUAAAUCUCAAAGAAUUCAAUUAGCACUUGACCAACAAAGGUUAAGAUGUAAACUAUGCGACGAAAAAGUGAAGAAAUUCUGCAAAUCUUUUUCCAGUAAAAUUAAUUAAAAAAUUAAAUGUCGCUUUCUCUAUUUUUCCCAUUUUUCUCUUUCUUCAAAAGAUAUCCCGGUGGAGUUUUAUUCUUCAUUUUUCGUCUAAUAAUACUGAAACAAUAUAAACCGAUAGAUGGCGUAUUUGUACGAGAAAAAUGUUUUAAAUUCUUUUUAUAAUUACUAUACUAUUACAAUUAAUAAAU